This is a messenger RNA of Erpetoichthys calabaricus (reedfish), 1986 nucleotides long. RefSeq names its product PWWP domain-containing DNA repair factor 3B-like. The record is from RefSeq and is a predicted model, not a curated record. Lineage: Eukaryota; Metazoa; Chordata; Cladistia; Polypteriformes; Polypteridae. The transcript is spliced from 3 exons. Bases 753 to 1340 code for a protein of 195 amino acids.
UUUCCCAUUAACUCAGGCUGAGUAUGGGUGGUAAAUAUUCAGUGUUUCCUUUUUGUUUUGUUAACAAUUUAUCCCAUAAUUUUAUGUGGCCAUCUCCUAUGGUCUGGUUUAGUGGGUGCCAAAUGACCUGUGCCUUGUUAGAAUAAUUUACAGAUACUGGUACUUGUUCUGAGUGUGCCAUUGCUGAGUGCCGGUGCGGGUACCCUGCUUUUGGAGACGCGCCUUUUUGGGAUGCUUGGACAAUCAAAGGUGACACCUCACAUCCAACCAGGGGAAAAUAGUUUAAAUAAGCUUGGAAUUUUACAUUUUUUAAUGUCUAAAUAAGUUCAUAUAGUGUUACUUUAAAUACACCAGUGUGUGUUUUGGUGUAUACAGGUAAAUUUUUACUGGCACUCUUUUUUUUUUCUGUUAAAUGAGUAACAUCAAUAUUUUAAUGUCUAAAAGUGAGGACCAAGAAGAUCAUGGCAGCAGUGAACUCGUUGAGGAAUAUACUGAUACAGCCACACCAAGGUAUUAAUGUAGAACUUAGUCUACCACUGUGGUUUGAUACUUGGUUCAACUUGAGUAAAAACCUUAAAAUUGAACAUGGUAUGAAGGAUUGUCAUAAGCUUUUUGACCCGUUGUCACAUGGGGAGUGUUAGAUUGGUUAUUUUGAUGGUUAGAAUAAAAAUAUCUUCAAAGCUUUUCUGUGACUUGCAUAUUACUUUAGCCAGUGUCCGGACUGGUGCAAUCAUAAUACUCUGAAGUAAUGGAUGUAUUCAGAAACGCUAUUGAGAUCACAUCCAACAAGAGUUUUUGUAGUGAUCCACAGAGUAAUCCUCACAGUUUCAACUGUCUUCCAAUGUGUCCACUUUUCCGAGAAAACACAACUGUUCAGACCAAAACCAGACAGCUUGCAUAAGACAAAAACUACAUGUGACAGUCUGAUGCAUUUAUUUGUGUGUGUCCACAGUGUAGGAGAGCAGGCUGGCUGUGUGGCUGCAGCAGGGCAGCUGACUGAAAAACAAGUGGCUCAGAUUUUUGCAGCUGCAGAGAUCAGCAGGGCCUACAGGAGGACUCGUCAUGAAAAACUGUUAGAGUUCAUAAUAAAGGACCAUGGAGCAGAUGAUCACUUGCUGGCUGUUGUAUCUCGUAAGGUAUCGUCCAAAUGGUUAAAAAAUUAUGAAAAUCCUAAAGGUCACCGGGUAAUGACUUAUAUAGAAGAUGAGGAGCUGAUAGAUGGCCUCUACAACUUCUUGGAUGAAGUGCUGUCAAGAGCUGUAGGCACUUUUGAGAGGAUUGACAGAGUUCGCAUCAUUCUGGAUGUGCUGAUGCCAGAGGCUCUUAUUAAAGCUAUAUAAACAGUUGAGAGGAUUUCUCUGCCAGAGGCAGAAAAUCUGUUCAUGGAUGGACCAGUAUACAGUGAGUGGUACGUCAUGUGGAAAAUAAACAGUCCUUUCUUUUUCUUUUCAGCGCCAUUAUUCUGUUAAACAGAAUACCCUAUAGUUGUUGUGAAUUUAGACAAGAAUAUAAACUAAAUAUAUAUAAAUGUGAAUAUAUAUGUUUAAAGUGACAUUUAAACUGUACAUUAGUACAUUUUUAGUACUGGUAAAAUUACAUUUAGAAUUAUGCCAUAUAUAGCAUUUAUUCUAAACUUUACAAGGUCAAGAAUUGUGGUUUCAAAUGACAAAUGCAGAAGUGUUUCUGGUUGGUAUGAUUAGAAUUUGUUCAUUUGUGUGGUUGUUUUUGUUUUGUUUUUUUAGUGAGAGGGAAGAGUUUGACAUACUGUACUUGUUUUGCAACAAUUGGAAGCACAAGGAAAGCACCACUGAGGCAUUUAAACUCAGGAUUACAUCUCAACCCUACUCAAAUAAAUGUGUCUCUUUCUUUACUUCUCUUUUGCCUUUUUUAUUUCUGUGUGUUAAAAUGACUGUGCAUAAUAGAGUUGUAUAUAUUUAAUGUAACUAUUGAUGUAAAUAAUAAAGGACACUUUCUGUUAUUGUUAAA